CAAACAGAAACGAGGACGAAUUUCUAAACAGAAAGACAAUUGACUAAGUUAUAUAGGUUUAAAUAAGGGCAGAGGAAAGCCGAAGACAACCCUGCGCAACUUUAUGAGAUAUUUCUUCAUUUUCCACCAUGAAGACCUCCAAGACAGCAUUGCAGACCUCUACUCAAGAGGAGUGUGGUGUUUGGCUGGACACAGUGCAACUUAAAGGAAAAGCUAAUCAGAAACGUCACACCCGUCCCAUUUCUAAACUGCUGAACCCAUUUGCUGAUGGUCGAGGAUACAGUUUGGCUGUGGCUCUCAACUUUACUCAGACCAAAAUAGAAAUGCCAAAGACCAAACAGAGUUCUAUAUCAGCCUUCUUCACACCUCAACACAGAGUUCUCAAUAAGAUGUCUACUUCUGAAGUACCAAACAUGGAUCCAGCGCUGUCCUUCUCAGCAUCUACCUCAACUGCACCUGCGCCUAUUGCAUCAGGGACAAAACGAAGACGAGAAGCAAGUCUUGAAAAGUCUGAUUCUGAGCCUGGUGUGGAUUGUGAGUGGAAUAGUGAAAAUGUUACAGAGCCUGAGCCUGAGGCAACAGUGUGCCAGGAGAAAGGCGAAGCAAGCUAUACACCUUCUCAAAACAUGCGCUAUGAGUCUGAGGAAGAGCAGUCUGAAGAGUUCAAUCCACCACAGUGUAAGAAGAGGUGCAUUGAUACGUCCUCAUUACCAGGUGAUAGUCAGCCUCCUCCACAGGCAUGGAGUCAGGACCCACUGCUCACCUAUAGCCAAUAUUCUGACAGUGAGUCUUACCUGACUAAUCAGAAAAACACCACUACGGCGAACUUCAACGACUCUGAGCCAAGUGUCCCAGACAGUCUACAGAGUGAGGAGGCCUUUGGAUUUCAGAUGGAUCUGAAGGGGAGAACCUCGACUCAAAAAUCCCUUAAACACUUUCAUUCGUCUCAGGUGGGGGAUGACAAAGAAAACAGCAGCAUUUUGUAUUCUAGGUCCCCAAGUAAGCACUCAUUUUUCGCUCAUACUGAACUUCUUUCAAAUCACGAAUGGACAGAACCAAAAACUGCAUCACCUCAAAAACACACCGCUAAUCAACUGUGGAAGAAGGCUGAUAAAGAAGAGAGCUACAUCUCACAGUUCAGAUGGACAAAACCGAGCAGCUCUCCUUUUAAAAAACGAGCACCGCCACAGCAGCAAAGCAGAGAGGUUGAUGAAGACAGUCUGGCCAUGUUGUUCACCCAGGACUCUGUAGGCUUCAGGGUGAUAGCACAUAGAGGUCAGCGAGUCAGGAGUCCUCUCAAAGAUCAAAGCAACAUAAGCACUGUGGUUGUGACAGCUAGUGCCUACAAGUCUUAUGUGGAGGACGAGGAAGAUGACAUGCUCUUUACUCAAGACUCUCAAGGAAAUGUGGUGAUCAAACACUGAAAGGAAGUAUUUGAAAGUCAUUACAGGUCUUGCGGUUUGUGGAUUGUAAAUCUUUACUUUUUAAAAUGUGUCAAAACGGGAAACUCUUGUUGUUACUGUAUCAACCUGACUCACUCACCUUGCGCCUCCUGAAAAUAUUGAUACUCCUCUUU
Molecule: messenger RNA, 1576 nt
Organism: Seriola dumerili (greater amberjack)
Lineage: Eukaryota; Metazoa; Chordata; Actinopteri; Carangiformes; Carangidae
Gene: aunip
Product: aurora kinase A and ninein interacting protein
Exons: 4
Coding region: 129-1424 (431 amino acids)
Biological process (GO): spindle organization
Cellular component (GO): spindle pole; centrosome
Source: RefSeq, a predicted model, not a curated record